Messenger RNA from Notolabrus celidotus (New Zealand spotty), 5639 nucleotides. RefSeq names its product kinesin family member 14 (gene kif14). The transcript is spliced from 30 exons. Gene Ontology annotation, molecular function: microtubule binding; microtubule motor activity; ATP binding. Lineage: Eukaryota; Metazoa; Chordata; Actinopteri; Labriformes; Labridae. The record is from RefSeq and is a predicted model, not a curated record. Bases 240 to 5165 code for a protein of 1641 amino acids. Gene Ontology annotation, biological process: microtubule-based movement.
UGACGGUUUGAAAUUCAGGCGGGCGAAGGCGGAAGAGAAGAGGAAACGAUAACAACAACAAAAGUGUCUCUGUUAGCCUGAACACAGCAGAUAUUCUGCUCCAAUGGAUAUAUAUUAGCUUUUAGUUUCAUCUAAUCUUCAAAACUUCUGUUUAAAGUUGUGAGUAAAGCAGCUGAAGCUAGCUAGCUAGCUAACUCGUAGUUUCAUUGUGUUGUUUUGUUUUUAAGCUAGCAGCAGACAUGUCGUUAUUCAGUGUCCAGGCGAGGAAACACACAGCUUAUUAUGAUCAUUUAAUGUCAACAUCAGCAGCCAGGACCCCGGGGAGGGAGAGGAAAGCCUCAGACAAAAGUGAGCUGACAUCCGGAGACUCCACAUGUGAAGACAGCAGGUCCUCAGAUAAAACCAGGACCCAGGUGAACCGGACUUAUGUCAUAUCUGCUCUGUCAAAGAGUGGGACCCCUUACAGAGGCAGGCUCACCCUGCAGAGGAGGUCCAGGAGGAAAACCGGGGCUGAACCAGCUGAAACGAUGCCUGAGAGCAGCCAGGACACCACACCAGCCCCUGAGAAGAGACUGACCCUCCAGCGCAGGACCAGGACUCCCUCUAUGGAUAAAAGCUCGCUGAGGCAGAGGGGGGUCAGCGGUGCAGGUCUGCAGCAGACCCAGAAGAUCCUCAGUGAACCAAACGGUAGGACACCUGCUGUGUUCAGGUCUAUAAGUUUAAGGGAAUCUGCCUUGAAGAGCAGAGGAGGGGAUACUACUCCUCACGUGGAGGCUCAGGGGAGACUUGGGAGCAGGAGGACGCCCACCUUUGUGUCCUUAGACCAGGCCCAGACCUGUAAAACCCCCACCAAGAAGACCCCGUUUGAGAGAAUCGCAGCUAAGAGGGAUGUGUUUGAGAGACUGGCAGGUAAAGAAACACCUAAACCAGUCACAGUGAAGCAUUCAACUCUAGAGAGGCCUAAACCCAGACCUCAGCAGGCAGAGGACCUGAAGCCAGUCCCUGCUCCUAUUCCUGCUCCUCGCUUCAGCAAAGCAUCUGCAGGUGUGCUCAAACCCAGCAUAGCUCAACAGGAGAGGAAGACCUCCGCCUGGAGCCAGAAGGAAGUCAUGACACAGGCAAGGACCUCUAAUCCUGGACCCACAGAGCAGCCAGUGUCCCGUCCCAGUGAGGCCCUGAAGAGGCUGGAUCUGUCUAAGAUGGAGAACAGUGCAGUGACUGUGGCUGUGCGUGUGCGCCCAUUCAGUGUCAGGGAGAGGACAGAGAAGGCACUACAGGUCAUCUUCAUGAACGGUCAGGAGACGGUCGUCCAGCACCCGGACUCCAAACAGAGCUACUCCUUCAACUACGACUUCUCCUUCUGCUCCGUGGACGAGUGUGACCCCGCCUUCGCCAGCCAGCAGACGGUGUACGAGACCCUCGCCAAGCCUCUGCUCCUGAGGGCCUUCGAAGGGUUCAACACUUGUCUGUUUGCGUACGGCCAAACGGGCUCUGGGAAGUCAUAUACGAUGAUGGGCUUUGGAGAAGAGGCAGGAGUCAUCCCGCGAUUCUGCCAGGAGCUUUUUACAAGAUUGACAUCCAUGGAGGAUGAAGAGGUGAAGUGCCAUGUGGAGAUGAGCUACUUUGAAGUGUACAACGAGAAGAUCCAUGACCUGCUAGUGACCAGAGAUGAGCCAAACCAGAGGAGGAUGCCUCUGAGGGUGAGGGAACAUCCAGUCCACGGCCCGUACGUUGCAGACCUCUCUGCGAACAUCGUGAGCUCUUACAAUGACAUUCAGGGAUGGCUGAAGCUGGGCAACAAGCAGAGAGCCACUGCAGCCACAGGAAUGAACGACAAGAGCUCCAGAUCUCACUCUGUCUUCACUUUGGUGAUGACCCAGACUCAGACUGAGUUCGUGGAGGGAGAGGAACACGACCACAGCAUCACCAGCAGGAUCAACCUGGUGGACCUGGCAGGAAGUGAACGCUGUAACUCUGCUCAGACCAGUGGAGACAGACUCAGGGAGGGCGCCAGCAUCAACAAAUCCCUGCUCACCCUGGGUAAGGUCAUCUCUGCCCUGUCAGAACAGGCGCUGAGCAGGAAGAAGGUCUUCAUCCCGUACAGAGAGUCUGUCCUUACAUGGCUGUUGAAAGAGAGCCUUGGUGGUAACUCCAAGACGGCCAUGAUCGCCACUCUGAGCCCAGCAGGCAGCAACGUGGAGGAAAGCCUCAGCACUCUGCGGUACGCCCAGCAGGCCCGCACCAUCAUCAACGUGGCGAAAAUCAACGAGGACACCAACGCCAAGCUGAUCAGAGAGUUGAAGGCUGAGGUGGAGAAGCUGAGAGCAGCCCAGAUGAGCUCCCAGGGCAUCGAACCAGAGCGGGUCCGGCUGUUUGAGCAGGAGAUCACCGGCCUGAGGAACAAGCUCUGUCAGCAGGAGAGAGAGAUGGUCGAGGCCAACAAGGCGUGGAGAGAGAAGUUCGAGCAAGCUGAAAUCCGCAAACGUGAAGAAACAAAAGAGUUGCAAAAAGCAGGCGUGUCUUUCAAAGUGGACAACCGUCUUCCUAACCUGGUGAACCUGAACGAGGACCCUCAGCUCUCUGAGAUGCUCCUCUACAUGAUCAAAGAGGGGCGGACCACCGUGGGCAAGCUCAAGUCUGAGUCCAGGCAUGACAUCCAGCUGACGGGAGCCCUCAUCGCUGACCAGCACUGUAUUAUAAAGAGCAUCCAGGGAACAGUCAGCAUCACUCCAAUGGAAAACGCCAAAACCUUUGUCAAUGGAAACCUUGUGUCUGAAUCUACUGUGCUCCACCAUGGUGACAGGGUCAUCCUCGGCGGAGACCACUACUUCCGCUUCAACCACCCAGCACAGGUGCAGUCUGGGAAGAGGGUGUCCUGCUGGACAGGCGCAGGCGACGGCCACAAGGACUUUGAAUUUGCUAAAAAUGAAAUGCUCGCCGCUCAGAGAGCUCAGCUGGAGGCGGAAAUUGAAGAGGCGCAUUUGAAGGCGAAAGAGGAGAUGAUGCAGGGAAUCCAGAUGGCGAAAGAAGUGGCCCAGAAGGAGCUUCAUGACCAGAAGGCUUUGUAUGAGGACAGAAUCAGAGGCCUGGAGAGAGAGCUGGAUGGGGAGACUGAGCGGAAGCGUCGGCAGGAGUUGGACCAGCAGAAGGUGGCCAGUCAGAUGGCCGAGCUGAAGAUGGCGAAGCUGGGACUGGAGCAGGAAGUGGACACCCAGAAGAAACGCCUUCGCCUGCACAUGGAGGCUCAGGCCAUGGAGGAUCACCGCGUGCGUCAGGCGAGGAUCGUAGAGGCCCUGGAGGCGGAGAAGAGGAAGAUCAGCAAAGAGGUGGAGGAGAUGCAGAAGAAAAGAGCUCUGAGGGAAUACAACACUGCCAGACAUGUCUCUCCUCACUGGGAUACCAUGAAGUUGUCUCUGAUGAUUGAAGAAGCCAACAAGAUCAGUUCCAAACUGAAGAAAAAGACAGUCUUCAGCAGACAUGAAAGCUCUGACGAUGGAAACCAGGAGAACGCUGGUCUGCUGCAGGUCCGGGUUCAAAACACAAAACUGGGGAUCUCGACUUUCUGGAGUCUGGACAAGUUCCAAAACAACAUGGCCGCCAUGAGGGAGAUCGAGCAGGGGGAUCCCACCUCUAAAGAUGACGAUGUGUUUUACGACCCCGAUGAUGAGUGGGAGCAAGAUAUAUCGGCCUCCUCUGCUUCCAGCUCCUCCUUCUCCCGUCGAAGCAGGAUGUACAGUGUAUGGAAAGUUGAAAGGAGCCGAAGCUUGCUGAAGAGCAGGAGAAUCUCCGGGCGCCUGUACGAGAUCCGGGUCCAUCCAAUCCAGAGCCUCCACAGCAGCUCCUCACAGUCUGCUGGUUUGAUGGGCCCCAUUAAACCACCAUCCAGCCACUCCGGCAGCACAGACUCCUCCAUGCCCGGCAUCUGCAAGGAGCUGAUUGGCCAGUCGUUGGCUCGUCUGCGUAGCUGCAGCGUGACAGAGGAGAGCAUGGCAGACAGGUUGGCCUCUGAUCUGCACUUGAUCUACACGGCGAUCCAGACCAUGUCUGACUUAUACAACAGCCUGGAUGAUGACAGCCAGGAGAACGUGUUUGUGUGUAACUUGGCGGCCCAGACUCAUCUGGUCAAGGCCACCACGGCCGCAGAGACUGCUGUGUUUGUGACCACGCAGUGGCUGGCCAGCAUUAAACCCUCAUCCGGUCCACUCUACACCAUCGCCGAGGAACUCAAGAGCCAAGUGAAGAGGAUGGGAGGUUUCUUCCAGCUGCUCGUUCAGGGUUGUGAAUCUGAGAUCACAUCCAUGGUGACAGAGGCACAAAGGAAGAGCAGUCGGUGUUUGGACGCGGCGCUGCUCGCACUCGGCCACCUGGCGGCGAUGACGGGGAUGCCGCUGAAUGCUAUGGAGCGGGCUGCCCAAGCCACAGGCAAGCAAUCCAUCAUCACAUAUCUGCUGAAAGGGACCAGUAAGGGCAUCUACUCUCUCCUGGAGGAGAGCCUCAUCAUCACCAGAGAGAUGCUGAGGGACGCUCAGCUGGCUUACCCCAGGAACCAGGUCUUGCAGGGCUUAAAAUCCAAGACACUUGAUUUAGCCCGUGCUCUGCAGAACUACAUGCACUGCCAUGUUACGGAGAGCCAGACUGACCCGGAGGGAGAGGAGGGAGAGGAGGGAGAGGAGGAGGAGGAGGCCUCAGCUUCCCGUCUGCAGAGACUGACGACCACAGCGGCAAAGCUGUUCCAGCUGAUACAGGCCAUCAGACAUCUGCAUUCCUCUGUGUCGACGGCACUGCAAGGAAACGAGCGAGCCUCUGAUCUCAGCAGCAGCAGCAGAGAGUCUCUCUCUUCCUCUGCGAAGGCUGUGGAUGAGCUGCUCACUGAUAUAUCCGAGGAGGGAGCGUUGGCGCUGGCCGUGCGGCUCCCCUGCUCCGAGAGCGUCAUGGCCGCACGAGACGACCUCCACUCGGCCCUGCUGUGUCUGUCCUCCUCCUGGAACCAACAUGAGACAGGAGAGAACAGGAACUCUGCCUCCUCUGAAAAGAGCACAGAGGAUGAAAUGUUAACCCAAAGUAACACUAGCUCUCACAGUGCUGUUAGAAACCGAGUCGUGAGUAAGGUCGUGUACUCUCUUCCUGCAGGGGCGUCGUUCAAAGGCAGCCCUCACUGGGUGUGAUGAGUCUUUCUGUAUGUGCUGAUAUCACACACCUUUCACUCCUGCUGAUUACACACAGACUCUCUGAGUGUCACCUUACAAGUUUAUAAGGAAUGAGCUGCUUUCACUCCAGCACUGCUUUCUGAAUAUAAAACUAUAACACAUGUGGGUAAAUUAAAGCAAUGUCUAGUAAUGAUUGGCUUAGAGUGAAAAGAGAACUCAUCAUGUAGCAGGUCUCUCUGUUGUAUUUAUUUCAGGGGCCGUGAAAUGUUCUUUAUAAUUUCAUAUGUCUAAGGUUUGAAGCAGCUCUGGUACCGUUUUUUAAAAAGAUAACAGAAAGAUUUCUUUCUGUAUUUAACUGAUGUGAUUUUUGUUUUUUGUUCUCAUGUUUGCAUAAAGUUUUGCUCUAUGUUGUGUAACACCUCCUGCUACAAUUUGCACUUUGGAGAAACGUGUGUGUGCUCUGUUUCUUCUUAAUACAAAUACUUAAACAAA